ACGCAGAGAAUCUUGUACCUCACGGCUUAAGAAAUGGCUUCGCUUUCAGAAUAUGCACUGCGUAUGUCUCGUCUAAGUGCCCGGAUCUUUGGUGAAGUGGCCAGGCCUACCGAUUCAAAGUCCAUGAAAGUGGUGAAUAUGUUCAGGGAGCAGCCCUUGGCCAAAAAGAAACAGACUUACGACUGGUAUCCAAAUCACAACAUGUAUUUUGCACUCAUGGGCACACUCCGUUUCCUUGGUCUCUACAGAGAUGAGCAUCAGGAUUUUAAGGAUGAGCAAAGACGUCUAAAGAAGCUCCGUGGAAAGGUGAAACCAAAGAAAGGAGAAGGGAAAAGAGCUACAAAAAAGAAAUAGUACCAGCUUGUCAAGAAAGAAAAUUUCUUCCUC
Molecule: messenger RNA, 387 nt
Organism: Arvicola amphibius (Eurasian water vole)
Lineage: Eukaryota; Metazoa; Chordata; Mammalia; Rodentia; Cricetidae
Product: 28S ribosomal protein S33, mitochondrial-like
Exons: 1
Coding region: 34-354 (106 amino acids)
Cellular component (GO): mitochondrion
Source: RefSeq, a predicted model, not a curated record